Lingula anatina is the source of this 1929-nucleotide messenger RNA. Its product is annotated as polycomb protein eed-like. Gene Ontology annotation, molecular function: protein binding. The record is from RefSeq and is a predicted model, not a curated record. NCBI's taxonomy places the organism in Eukaryota, Metazoa, Brachiopoda, Lingulata, Lingulida, Lingulidae.
AUGUCUGACAGCGAAGACAACGUGACUGUUCCACAAACAAAGAAAACGCGAGUAUCUACUCUCCAAACAGAGGGAUCAUUCCAUACUGAAGGUUCUGGAGAUGAUGUAGAUGAAACAUCAAGCUGGUCCAGCAAUGUCGACGAUGCAUCCAGAAGUGAAACUCCAAAUCAACCAGGACCUGGCAAAAAGGCUGGGAGAGGAAGAAGAAAAUUCAAGAACUGUAAAUUGCAAUAUAAAUUAACAAAUUAUUUAAAGGAAGACCAUGGUCAGCCCAUCUUUGGAAUCCAGUUUAAUAACAACACAAAGGAUGGAGAUCCGUUGAACUUUGCUUCUGUGGGAAGUAACAGAGUCACAGUAUAUGAAUGUCAAAAGGAAGGGAAGAUUAAACUGCUUCAGGCUUAUGUUGAUGCAGAUCCAGAGGAAAAUUUCUAUACAUGUGCAUGGACAUAUGAGGACACGUCUGGACAGCCAAUUCUAGCUGUGGCAGGCCUUAGAGGAAUUAUUAGGAUAAUAAGUCCAAUUACUAUGCAAUGUGUUAAGCAUUUUAUAGGUCAUGGAAAUGCCAUUAAUGAAUUGAAGUUUCACCCAAGAGAUCCCAAUAUUUUGAUGUCAGUCAGUAAAGACCAUGCAUUGAGAUUGUGGAACAUCAAGACAGACAUCUGUGUGGCUAUGUUGGGAGGUGUGGACGGACAUAGAGAUGAAGUACUAAGUGCAGAUUUUAACAUAGAUGGUAGUAAAAUUGUAUCUUGUGGAAUGGACCAUUCUUUAAAGAUCUGGAGACUUGAUCAACCCAAAGUUCGGGAAGCUAUUGAGAAUUCUUACAAAUUCAAUGUCAAUAAAGAAAAUCGACCAUUUAAAACAGUGACAGACAAUUUUCCAUAUUUCUCUACACGGGAUAUUCAUAGAAAUUAUGUAGACUGUGUUAGAUGGUUCGGCAACUUCAUUCUUUCCAAGUCCUGUGAAAACAGCAUAGUUUGUUGGAAGCCUGGCACCUUAUCCCAGACAGACAACACUGUAGACAAAGACAAGGUCACUGUACUGCACAGGUUUGACUACAGAGAUUGUGAUAUAUGGUACAUGAGGUUCUCCAUGGACUAUUGGCAGAAGGUGUUAGCAUUGGGCAAUCAAGUAGGUCGCAUUUUUGUAUGGGAUUUGGAUGUAGAGGAUCCUCAGCUGACAAGGUGUACAACUUUGGUUCACCAAAAAUGUGCUACUGCAAUUCGUCAGACUCACAUGAACAGAGAUGGUAGCAUCAUUCUAGCUGUCUGUGAUGAUGCAACCAUAUGGAGGUGGGACAGAAUCAAGUAAAGACAUUCCAUGUACAACAAUAGCAAAUACAGCAUUUUUAGUGAACUUUUUAUUCGUGGAUUUGACAGUGGUGCCAUGAUUUUGAAGGAACAAGGAUAUGUACUUUAAUUGAGACAAAAAAUUGUAAAUAUCUAUGUGUAUAUAUAUCAGUUCGUUUUUAAGAAUUGAUGUCAUCCACACCAGUCUUUAUAUGCAGAAAGUAGAUCCAGAUGUGUGUCCGUUGAAGAGAAAGCAGCUUUAACAGAACAUUAUGAUAAGGUCACAUGUUCCAACAUGGAUUCUUUACACCUUAUAGAACACACAAUUGAAACUAUUAAACACCUUUUCAAAUGACUGUUGCAAUAGUUCUUUUGCAAGUUACCCCUGAAUAUAUCAAAGUCAGAAGGAUGCUUUAACUGUGAAGGAAGAAAGCUAGCAUUGCCACUUACAAUUUAUUGCUCUUUGCUUGAGGACUUUUUGAUAAUGAAAAUAUCUUGAAAAAUAGAUGUAGAGUAGCACAUCACUGAUUUCUUAUUUUUUUUACAAAAAAAAAAAUGCCUUGUAAAUAAAAAUAUACCAAGUUUUAGUGAUAAUAUACAUGGUUCUUUUAAAUAUUGAAAUAAACAUCACUAAAGAAAAUUA